Messenger RNA from Lepisosteus oculatus (spotted gar), 1734 nucleotides. Lineage: Eukaryota; Metazoa; Chordata; Actinopteri; Semionotiformes; Lepisosteidae. The record is from RefSeq and is a predicted model, not a curated record.
GUGCUGGGCUCGGAGCUCUCCCGUCUCCCGCCUGUCCGCACCAGGGGAACACACCACGUGAGUCAGCGCAACCGAGACUUAAUGCUGAACGGAUUCUCUGUAUUAUUUCUCGGACUUCUCCACCUGGGCAUAGUCCCCUCUGUCUCUCCAGGUCCUGGCAAGGAGAUCGCGGGAGGAUCUUCUCCGAACUGCACCGCCGUCACGACGCCUCCCGAGCUGGGGGUCUUCUCCCUGGCUGGGGGGCGCGGACGCUGCGCCGGGGAGCUGCAGGUGGGUCUGCGUUUCCCCCAGGACGGGCGUCCCGCUGGGCCCGUCUGCAGGGAGAGUCUGGACAACGGCACGGCUGGGGCGGUCUGCACGGCUCUGGGCUGCGGAGCCCUGCUGAGUCUGCAGGGCGCACAGAGGGACACGCUGGGCUACCUGAUCAGGAACGGCACUGUGGAGUCAUCCCAGUGCAUGGCUGUGGCGCACGUUGUCUGUCAAGAGAAAUCCCGUCUCCCGGUAAGACUGGCCUCAGCGUUCAAGGAGUCGGCGGUCUCCUGUGCCGGACUGGUCCAAAUUCGAGCACAUGACGGCUGGAAAUAUGUCUGCGUCAAUAAGGACACAUGGGAUCUGAAUUUUGCCAAUGAAACCUGUCAGGAGGUAGGCUGUGGGAACUUGAUCCACCACAGUGCUGUCCCAGCAACCCCAGAAGGCACCACAGGGGUGUUCUGCAACAGCACGAACGCUGACUUGCUCAGGUGUCCCAUGCUUGUAGAGAAAAAUGAGACCUGUCUUCACGCAAGAGUGGUGUGUCAAGGCUCUCCCUCUACUCUGCCAGUCUCACUCAGUGGGGGUGCCAGUCAUUGUCAGGGAUAUGUGCGCAUAUUCUACCAUAACCAGUGGCAGCCAGUUUGCCCCGCUGACAACAAUGUAAACCACUGGAUCUCCCAGAAUGCCAAGGCAGUAUGUCAGUCACUAGGAUGUGGGAACACAGGAAAGGAGGCACCACUACCUCAGGGACGAGGCAGUAAAGUGAAGGGGAUGACAUGCGCCAAUACCUCUCUGUCACUGACAAACUGUUUCCACUAUCUGGAGCAGAGCGAGGGAUGUUUAAACAUCAGUUUAGUCUGCCAAGAACACAUGGAGCCCAGUACCAGAACGCUGGUGUUUCUCCAGGUCUUCUCGGUGUUGCUGUCCAUGCUUCUGCUGUCUCUGAUUCUGAUCAAGUUUGGACCUCGGACCUACCAUAAAAUCAGCAAAAGAUUGUCCGAGAGGAGAGAGAGGCAGUGGAUCGGGCCCACGCAGAGUCACAGUGUGUCUUUCUACAGAGCGCAGAGCGCAGCCCAGGCCAACAGCACAGACAACAAACAGAGACUGUCUUUCCCAGGUGAGAGCACUGCCCACAGACAGCACACACAGCACACGCUGCCCACAGACACACAGGUGAGGAAGGGCGCCGGCUCUCCCUCCUCGACGGUGCAGGCGGGGAAUGGUGCCAGCUCUCCCUCCUCUUCCUCUGUGAUGACUCAGGCAAGGAAGAGCACCGGCUCUCCCUCCUCGUCCUCUCCGACGGCACAGGUGAGGAAGGGCGCCGGCUCUCCCUCCUCUUCCUCUCCGCCAGCGCAGGCGCGCCAGCCUGACAGCUCCCCGGGCGUUUCCUCCCCAAUCAGCAGGGAAUUCAGGGGGCCCUGCGUACCGACACGCCCCCCCAGAGCAGGCCUUGUGAAGACACAGGCCCAGUGUGCACAGUAA